Malassezia pachydermatis is the source of this 837-nucleotide messenger RNA. RefSeq names its product peptidyl-trna hydrolase. The coding region runs from base 1 to 837 and encodes 278 amino acids. NCBI's taxonomy places the organism in Eukaryota, Fungi, Basidiomycota, Malasseziomycetes, Malasseziales, Malasseziaceae. The transcript has a single exon. The record is from RefSeq and is a predicted model, not a curated record. Gene Ontology annotation, molecular function: peptidyl-tRNA hydrolase activity.
AUGUGGCGGUCUGUGCCGGCGGGCCUAGCGCCUGUGCUAGAGCAGGUCGCCUCGGUCACCCGCGCUGAUCGCGCUGUCGUCCGACGGACCGCUGUCUUGGUCGGUCUCGGGAACUAUACGCACCCAAUGACGCGUCAUUCCCUAGGGCAGUACAUCUUGCCUUCGUUGCUGCUAUGGGCCGAGGCGCAGGACGCGGCUCUGCGCGCCGCCAUUGCGCGCCGCGUCUCGCGCUUGCCGUCGGACGCGGACUCGUACCCGCUGCCUGUCGCUCCGCCUACCGAUCCGUUCCGGUUCGUGGCGCCUGCGCAAGGGUGGCUGGCGCGCGUGUCGCUGCUUGUCGACAGUGCGCCUCCUCCCGGCGAUGCAGCACGUCGUGCGCCCUCGUUCACCUUGGCAUCAUACCCGUACAUCCUCCUGGACGUACUGCUUUACGUCCCGCGUCUGCUCAUGAAUGUCAAUGGCCGUGGCGUCCAAGCCCUGCUGCAAACCUAUCCGACCUUAUCGCCACGUCACAUUCUGCUGCUCCAUGACGAACUGCAGCGAGCGUUUGGCAAGGUCUCGUUCAAGGCAGGAGGAAGUGCGGCUGGGCACAAUGGUGUUCGGAGUGUCCAGCACGUCCUGCGCUGCCGCGGUGCAUCGUUCCAAGAGCCGGACGUGGCGCGUCUUCGACUGGGCAUUGGACGGCCAGACGACACCCGCGGCGGCGACGUCAGUGCCUACGUCCUCGGGACGAUGCCGGACGCUUGGCUGGCGACGUGCGUGGCUACGCCGCCUACGUUUGGGCCCCUUGUCACCGCUACCGGCCAGGCUUUUACUCGCUGGAGCCUUUCGCUGUAG